ACGCCUUUUCCGGAACACUGCAGGCACGUGGUGGAAACAGGGCUGUGUUCUCACCGCGCUCUUCCUCCCCACGGCUCUGCCCCUUAUCUCCUUCCUCCUCCCGUCCUCGGCCUUGCCCCCGUUUCACUUCCUCCUUCCCAAAAUACUCCCGGCUGCUGACAGCAGGGCUGCUGUUGGUGACCUCGCUGGAUGUGGUGAAUUCACAGAUAUUUGGGUGGCUUUUGGGGGUUGCUCUGCCUGUGUCCCGCUCUGUGCCCCCCAGCCCGGCACGACCCCGCUGCCCCGGCCCAAGAAAGCCUGGUUUGAUUCCGGGGCCGGUGAUUUCAUCCCUUGCCGGGGGCCGGAGCGGCGGGAAUAAAGGCGGGUUUGUUCCCCUCCCACACACCCAUCCCAGAGCACGGCACCCCCGGGCACUGCGUCCCCCUGGGCUUUGGGAGCUGCACAUUCCGCAGUCCCAGCGGUUUUUAGCCAGCGGGGAGUAGUUUUGGUUUAUUUCUUUUGGAUCCCGGGCCUGGGAAGCUCUCUGGGCUGGAUGUUUCCACGUGUGGGUCACCAGGGAAAGCAGGGCCCUGGCUGUGCAGCCUGGGAGAGGAGUGGGAUGGGCCUCCCAGAGGUCAUCUCCAUUCCCUUCCCUUCUCUGGGCAUCUCCACCCGUCUGCUCCACGCUGGAUUUUUCCUUGGUGCAGAUGCUGCGCUCAAAAACUCCGUUCUUAAGAAGCUGUAUCCGUGCAAAUGCCUCCUAAUCCGGGUCUCAUGGUACCGAGUGACGCGUCCCCCCUGUGAGAGUCGCUCCCCUGCCUCCUGAGAAGAUGUCAGGGAUGCAGGCCGUGUGGCCGUCCGGUACAGAAUGUAUCGCCAAGUACAACUUCCACGGUACCGCCGAGCAGGACCUGCCCUUCAGCAAAGGAGACGUCCUCACCAUCGUCGCUGUCACCAAGGAUCCCAACUGGUACAAGGCGAAGAACAAGGUGGGCCGCGAGGGCAUCAUUCCUGCAAACUACGUCCAGAAGCGGGAAGGGGUCAAAGCUGGCAUCAAGCUCAGCCUCAUGCCGUGGUUCCACGGGAAGAUCACACGGGAGCAGGCGGAGAGGCUGCUGUACCCCCCUGAGACGGGGCUGUUCCUGGUGCGGGAGAGCACCAACUACCCCGGGGACUACACACUGUGCGUCAGCUGUGAGGGCAAGGUGGAGCACUACCGCAUCAUCUACUCCUCCAGCAAGCUCAGCAUCGACGAGGAGGUCUACUUCGAGAACCUCAUGCAGCUGGUGGAGGUGAGGCCUCAGCUGGCAUCUCCCUCCAGCCCCCGUGGGGGACACGCGGGGACAUCAGAGCUUGUGGGGCUCCGGAGCUUGGGAGGCGGCGCGCGCUCUUCCUCCUGUGCUGACGCCCCGGGGUGGGGAUGCUGGGGACAGAGGGACCUUGGGCUGCCACCGAGCCCAUCCGUGGCCUGCUGCUGCCACCUGCUGGGACCUCAGACCCACAUCUCUCCAUCCCUCGUGCAGGGCAGCCUAGUAGAUUACCUGCGGUCACGCGGGCGGUCGGUGCUCGGGGCAGACUGUCUGCUCAAGUUCUCCCUAGAUGUCUGUGAAGCCAUGGAGUACCUGGAAGCCAACAACUUCGUGCACCGGGACCUGGCAGCGAGGAACGUGCUGGUCUCGGAGGACAACAUCGCCAAGGUCAGCGAUUUCGGGCUCACCAAGGAAGCCUCUUCCACACAGGACACGGGCAAGCUGCCCGUCAAGUGGACAGCACCAGAAGCACUUAGAGAAAAGAAAUUCUCCACCAAGUCGGACGUGUGGAGCUUCGGGAUCCUCCUCUGGGAAAUCUACUCCUUCGGGCGAGUGCCUUAUCCGAGAAUUCCCCUGAAGGACGUGGUGCCCCGUGUGGAGAAGGGCUAUAAGAUGGAUGCUCCAGACGGUUGUCCGGCCGUCGUCUACGAGGUGAUGAAGAAGUGCUGGACCCUGGACCCCGGCCACCGGCCGUCCUUCCACCAGCUCCGUGAACAGCUAGUGCAUAUCAAAGAGAAGGAGCUCUACCUGUGAGAGGGGGGCUCUGCCACCCCACAGCCGCAGGGGACCCACGCUGGGGGGGACCAGGGUGUGGGCAGCCCCCCUGCCCCACCACGGCACCAGGAGGGAGCCCCGGGGGUCUGGGUGUCCCCCUCCCCUGCCCCAAUUCCCCCGGUUGCUUCCAAACUUCCAAAUCUGUCAGUUUUUAUUUUUAUUUUCUAGGUUUGGGUUUGUUAUUUUUCAUUUUGGUCUCCCACGCUUUUUUUUUUUAUUUUAUUAUUAUUAUUAUUAUUUUUGUGGGUGGUUUUUUUUUUUUGUCAUUUUCUCAGUUUUGGGGGGGCGUUUAUUGUUUUGGGUUGGUUUUUUGGGUUUUUUUGGGUUUUUUUGUCGUUGUUUUUUUAUUAUUUCAAGCAGGGCCCAGCUGAACGCCGGGCGUUUUACUAAAGUACGAAUCUUAUUUUUUAAUGUAAUUAAAAGAAGAAAAAAAAAAAAAUAAGGAAAAAAAAAAAAAAAAAGAGAGAAGAAGGUUGUUAAAAGGAGAAUAAUAAUAAAUAAACCAAUGAAACGGACACAUGAAAAGGAAACCCCCAGCGACAGAAGUGAUGGUUGACGGGGAGACGCUGGACUCGCCGCCCGGUCGGGAGAGCGCGGCCGCGUCCCCGCCAGACGCUUUUUAUUUUUUGGGUUGUUUUGCUUUAAACUCGUUGCAAUGUUUGCAUGCUGUCUCCAGAGGCCUUUUUUUCCAGUCCUGUCCAGUGCUUUAUUCUCAUGUAAUGCUACCGACUGUGAGAUUAAAAACUGUAAUAAAAAAAAAACCAUUCCAUACGGACGCGGCA
Molecule: messenger RNA, 2845 nt
Organism: Cyanistes caeruleus (blue tit)
Lineage: Eukaryota; Metazoa; Chordata; Aves; Passeriformes; Paridae
Source: RefSeq, a predicted model, not a curated record